AUGUGUGGGGAUUGGGUGCACCCUGGACAGGCCCUAAUCUGGGUCAUUUGGAUCUUUGCAGUCAUCAUCAGGGGGUCUGGGGCUGAAGAGCCACAAAGGUACACCAAGCUAGGAUGGGUCAGGGGGAAGCAAGUCACUGUGCUGGGAAGCCUCGAACCUGUGAACGUGUUCCUGGGGAUCCCUUUCGCUGCACCCCCUCUUGGAGCCCUGCGAUUUUCCAGUCCACUGCCUGCGAUCCCCUGGCUUGACUUGAGAGAAGCCACCUCCUAUCCCAGUUUGUGCUUUCAGAACCAAGAGUGGCUCACCACAUAUCAAAAAGUGCUCCAAGUGCAUUACCCUAAGUUGGAAGUCUCAGAAGACUGUCUGUACCUCAACAUUCAUGCGCCAGCCCAUGCCAACUAUGACUCCAGUCUCCCGGUCAUGGUUUGGAUACCAGGAGGUGGCUUUGAGACUGGCUCAGCCUCCAUCUUUGAUGGGUCUGCCCUGGCUGCCUACGAAGAUGUGCUGGUUGUGACCAUCCAGUACCGUCUAGGAAUAUUUGGCUUCUUCACCACACAGGACCAGUAUGCCCCCGGGAACUGGGCCUUCCAGGACCAGCUGGCAGCCCUGCUAUGGGUCAAGGAGAACAUCAAGUUCUUUGGUGGAAACCCUGAUUCCGUGACACUCUUUGGUGGCUCAGCAGGAGCCAUAAGCAUUUCUAGUCUCAUUCUGUCUCCUUUGAGCACGGGCUUAUUCCACAGGGCCAUCAUGGAGAGCGGAGUGGCCAUCAUUCCAAACCUGAAGGGCCUCGAUGAUGAGCGGAAAAAUGAUCUGCAGGUAGUUGCGGAUGUCUGUGGUUGCAGUGUGUUAGACUCCCAGGCUAUGCUGACGUGCCUGAGGGGAAAGUCUUCCUUGGAGUUGCUGAGCCUUGGCAAGAAAACAAAGUCAUUCACUCGAGUGGUCGAUGGUUCUUUCUUUCCCGAUGAACCCCUAGAACUGUUGUCUCAAAAGGCAUUUAAAGCAGUUCCUUCUAUCAUCGGAGUCAAUAACCAAGAAUGUGGUUACAUACUGCCCAUGAAGGACACCCCUGAGAUCCUCCUCGGCUCCAACAAGUCUGUUGCUCUUAACUUGAUACACAUUUUCCUGCACAUCCCUACCCAGUAUUUGCAUGUUGUAGCUGAAGAGUACUUCCAUGGCAUGCACUCCCUAACUGAGAUCCGAGACACUUUACUGGACUUGCUUGGGGAUGUGUUCUUUGUGGUUCCCGGGCUGGUCACAGCUCGAUAUCACCGAGAUGCUGGUGCACCUGUCUAUUUUUACGAGUUUCAGCACCGACCCCAGUGCUUUGAAAACACAAGGCCAGCCUUUGUGAAGGCCGACCACACAGAUGAAGUCCGCUUUGUCUUUGGAGGUCCUUUUCUGAAGGGCGAUAUAGCCAUGUUUGAGAAAGCCACUGAGGAAGAGAAGUCGCUCAGCAGGAAGAUGAUGAAAUACUGGGCUAACUUCGCCAGGAGCGGGGAUCCUAACGGGGCCGGCCUGCCUCCGUGGCCAGUCUACGACGAGGACGAGCAGUACCUGAAGCUGGAUUUGAACAUCAGUGUUGGACAGAGACUGAAAGAUCAGAGAGUGGAAUUUUGGACGGAUACCCUCCCCCUUAUCAUGUCUGCUUCAGAAGCACUGCCCAGUUCUGCUUCCCCCUUAAUCCUCUUUUCUCUACCUUUGCCUUUCCUUUUCUCUGGCGCUCUUUAG
Molecule: messenger RNA, 1728 nt
Organism: Arvicola amphibius (Eurasian water vole)
Lineage: Eukaryota; Metazoa; Chordata; Mammalia; Rodentia; Cricetidae
Gene: Ces5a
Product: carboxylesterase 5A
Exons: 13
Coding region: 1-1728 (575 amino acids)
Source: RefSeq, a predicted model, not a curated record